Messenger RNA from Vespa mandarinia (Asian giant hornet), 2730 nucleotides. It is a transcript of the gene TyrRS-m, whose product is annotated as Tyrosine--tRNA ligase, mitochondrial. Gene Ontology annotation, biological process: tyrosyl-tRNA aminoacylation. Gene Ontology annotation, molecular function: ATP binding; RNA binding; tyrosine-tRNA ligase activity. Lineage: Eukaryota; Metazoa; Arthropoda; Insecta; Hymenoptera; Vespidae. Gene Ontology annotation, cellular component: mitochondrion; cytosol. The record is from RefSeq and is a predicted model, not a curated record.
AUCAUUAUUUACCACUGUGAAAUUUUGAGUAGCUGAAUUUAAACGUGGCCGUAUCAGUUUACAAGACGAUGGACCUUCGGGACAUCCAAAAACUACAACCAUUGACGAUAACAUCACUCAAGUUUACCAAAUGAUGAUACUUGGAUACACCAUUAUAACCGAGAAAUAGAAAUACUAUCAAAACAAUGGACUGCGAAGGGAGACUCGGCUCUAAAAGAAGCAAAAACUGUUUUUUCGGCUGAGAAAAUGAUGGCGACUGUUUUUUGGGAUAUUCAUGGAGUUAUCUUAAUCGAUUUGUUUCAAAAAGGUAAUAAUCAUUACAGGAUCAUACUACGUAUCACUACUUGACAAGCUGAAGGCAAAUAUUGCGGAAAAAUGGCCAUAUUUUUGAAGAAAAAAAAUUUUCUUUUACCAAGACAAUAUGUUGUCUCACAUCUUAGCAUUUGCCAUAGCAAAAAAUCCACGAAUUACAGUUUGAAUUGUUUGACCAUUUUCCUUGCUCAUCAGAUCUAGUCCGCAAGCGACGUUUUUUUGUUUCCUAAGGUAAAAGUUGCGCUCAAAGGAUAGAGAUUUUUAUGAUUAUGUUAAAUGAGGGAGGCCAUCACCUUCGUAAAUAAUUAUUUUGCAGAGAAAGACGCCAAGUACUAUUUAAACGGGUUAAAGAGAUGGGAGCAUCGUUGGGAAAAGUGUAUAGACUUACAAGGAUAGGAUGUAAAAAAAUAAAAAUAAAUUUAUAUAUAAAAAGAAAAAAAUGUCUUGUAUCUUUGUUAGGUCAGAAACUUUUUAAAUCACCCGCGUAUAUUAAAAAUUACAUUUAGAGAGGCAUCAUUCGCGUAAUAAUUAUUGGUAGUUUGUUAUUUUGUAUAGUAUAUUGACCAAUGAGAAAGGAUUAAAUCCUAUGAGCAACCAAUAGUAUCAUUUUAUAACCCGUACAGCACGAAAUAUUUUUAUUAUUAGGUACGGAAUUAUUUUAAAAAAGAUUAAGACAAAAUUUCGAUUUGUACAUUUUAUUAAUAAUAAGAUUAAAAUUGUAACGAGUAAAAAAAAGAAAUUAUUAUUUAUGAAAAUUGAACAAACGAGUUCGUCCUCUUAUGAAAUUUAUAAUCAAUGCUACUCCUAACCUCUUUCGAGGCAAAACGAAUGUAAGCCGGAAUCGUCGUACAUCGUUCAAUUUGUUUGUGAAAAAAUUUUUGAAGUGAAAAUCUUUUUUUAGAAAAAAAAAUUAAUUUAAUUAAUUUUUAAUUAAAUGAUCUGAAGCAUAGGUUUCAAUUAAAAACUAUUAUAAUGCAUAUAAAACGUUUAUUGAGCGUUCGAAAGUUUUUUCAACAAGUUUAUCACAGAAAGCAUAGUUCUAAUGAAAAUUAUAUACAUAAAGAAAGAGAGAAAAAGAAGAUAGAUAAAAAUGUAUUAAAACUCAAAGAAAGGGGUAUGUACGAGGAUAUUUUUCCGAAUAAUUGUAACCAAGAAAUAACAGAUUUAUUAACUACAUCUCCACAAUGUGUUUACGCUGGAUUCGAUCCAACAGCCAGCAGUUUACAUAUAGGAAAUUUGUUAAUAUUGAUGAAUCUUUUACAUUGGCAAAGAGCUGGACAUCAAGUCAUAGCUGUAUUAGGUGGAGGAACUGGUUUAAUAGGUGAUCCUAGUCAUAGAAAAUCUGAAAGAAUUGAAAUGGAAGAAUUUCUCUUAAAAACCAACUUGGAAUCCAUUAGAGAAGACAUAGAAAAUAUAUUUAAUAAUCAUAAACAGUAUUUUUGGUCCGAUAAUACCAAAUUAUUGAAACCAUUGAUCAUCUUAAAUAAUAUCAAUUGGUAUACGAAUAUUAAUAUCAUUCAGUUUGUAAGAAAAGUUGGAAAGUAUUUUAGAUUGGGUACUAUGUUAGGACGGACAUCCGUUCAAUCACGUUUAAAUUCAGACACAGGAAUGAGUUUUACAGAAUUUACUUAUCAAGUUUUUCAAGCAUACGAUUGGUUUCACUUAGCAAAUAAAUAUAACUGUCUAUUUCAAAUUGGUGGAAGCGAUCAAAUGGGUAAUAUUAUGUCCGGAUACGAUUUAAUCACAAAAGCCACAAAUAAGACAGUUUAUGGUUUAACAUUGCCGCUUAUAACGGCAGAAGGUGGUAAAAAAUUUGGAAAAUCUACUGGCAAUGCGGUAUGGUUAUCUCCAUCUAAGUCCUCCAGUUUUCAACUUUAUCAAUUCUUCAUUAGAACCAAAGACACAGAUGUUGAAAAUCUAUUGAAACUCUUUACCUUUCUACCGCUCUAUAAAAUAGAAAACAUUGUACAAGAACAUUUGAAACAGCCAGAAGAUAGAUUAGCCCAAAAAAUUUUAGCCGAAGAAGUUACACUUCUUGUUCACGGAGAACUCGGCUUAAAGGCAGCCAAAGAAGCUUCAAUGGUGUUAUAUAAUAAGUCAAUCGAUACUUUAGUUAAAAUGAGUGCCGAUGAGAUAGCCAAUGUAUUUGAAGGAGCAACAGUUGUAGAUAUAUUAGGAGAACAAGGCUUGACGAUAUACGAAUUAGCAACACAAGUUAAAUGUUUCAAAAGUGAUCACGAUGCACGUAGAAUUAUAUCAGCAGGCGGUUUUUACGUAAAUUAUGCAAAAGUUACAAACUUGAACGAAGUUGUAGUUCCUGGUAUUCAUAUAUUAUCGAAUAAUGUGACCCUAUUGAGGGUCGGUAAAAAAUCUUAUCACAUAGUACGAUGGGUCAAUACAUUAUAAUUGAUUCUUAAA